Messenger RNA from Cyprinus carpio (common carp), 1297 nucleotides. RefSeq names its product membrane-spanning 4-domains subfamily A member 4A-like. The transcript has 7 exons. The record is from RefSeq and is a predicted model, not a curated record. Gene Ontology annotation, cellular component: membrane. The coding region runs from base 46 to 813 and encodes 255 amino acids. NCBI's taxonomy places the organism in Eukaryota, Metazoa, Chordata, Actinopteri, Cypriniformes, Cyprinidae.
UUUACUAUGAUUUUGAACAGGUCAGUUUGAGAUUGAGAAACCAGAAUGUCUCACACUGUCAUACCCAUGAACUCUUCAACGCUCGUCAUCCAGCUGCAACCAGCAACACAAACAGCUCAUGAUACGACGGUGACAAAUGCUCCUGGACCUGUUUAUGUACAACAGAUGACGGGAGCUUCACCUCUUCAAGGACUUCAGGCAUUUCUGAAAGGACAACCGAAAGCCCUUGGGACGGUCCAGAUAAUGAUUGGUGUGAUGACUCUGCUGUUUGGCAUUGUGUCUACAGUUUAUGCAGAAGCCAUCUUUGUCUAUACUGGUGUUACUUACUGGGGAUCUUUCAUCUACAUUACUGCAGGCUCACUCUGCAUUGCUGCAGAAAACAAAAUUAAUUCACCCUCCAGUUUGUGUUUGGUGAAUGCUUCACUGGGAAUGAACAUUUUCAGUACGAUAACUGCAGGCAUUGCCAUUAUUUUACUUUCACUAGAUUUUGUUAUAUGGCCAUACCCUUACUGCAAGGAUUCUUCCUGUUAUUCAGAGGAACAGUAUGAUACUCUCUUCAGGGGAAUCAGAGGUGUAUUAAUGUUAUUCGCCGUGUUUGAGUUUAUAAUCUCCAUCUGUCUGUCAGCAUUUGCCUGUAAAGCCAGCGCCUACAGUUCUCCUUCUCUGGUGCAGUUUGCGCAGGUUUUAUCACCACAGUCCUCUGAUUUCACACGUUUACAUGAUCAUAACAGCUCGGAGAUACCUGUGGCAAGCAGCUCUUCCAUUCAUCAUCAGCCUGCAGACACUCCUCCACAAUACAGUGAAUCCAAAUAAAUAUGAAUAAGUGGGCUGUUACCUUAUGAAACAAAAAAAUAUAUGGGAAUGUAUUAGAACAGUGGUUCCCAAACCUGUCCUGAAGGACCCCCUGCCCUGCACCUUUUGUAUGUGUCCUUCAUCUAACACCUGAUUCCACUCAUCAGUUCGUUAGUAGAGACUGCGAGAACUAAAUUGGUUGUGUCCGAUUAGGGAGAGAUGCAAAUGUGCAGGGCCCUCCAGGACAGGUUUGAGAACCACUGUAUUAGAAAAUAUAAUGCGAUUAUAUUAAAUAAUAUAUAUAUAUUGUUAUCUUACAUUUUUCAACAUACUGCAAUAUAUACUGCGCCACAAUUUUACAUGUAAUACACUUAUACACAUAGCUGAACACAAACUUUUCUCUCACUUUAUUGUUUGCAUAGUUACACAUUCAGUAUAUGAAAAUAUUUGUGACGUAUUAAAAGAAAACUGUACUGAAAAGAUAAAUAAAAGUUUUGGACUUUUA